CUUGCUGCAGCAUGUUGUGCAUUUCAAGAAGAUAUAAAUAAAGGAUCUUGGUGUUCUCUUUGUACUUUGAAGGUUAGUUUUAAGGAGAAACAGAGAUGAUGGGUAGUGAGAAUAAUUAUGUAUCAGAUGAAUUGUUGGGAACAUUUUUACCAAUAGUUGUAUAUUGGGUAUAUUCAGGAUUGUAUUCAAUGCUUGGGGGUAUGGAUAAUUAUAGGUUACAUUCAAAGAAAGAUGAGGAUGAAAAGAAUUUAGUGUCAAAAAAAGAAAUUGUUAAAGGUGUUCUUCUUCAACAGGUUGUUCAGGCUGUUGUUGCCACGCUUUUAUUCGCGGUCACUGGAAAUGAUGGUGAAUCUGAUGGGGAUCAACAUGCUUCCAUCUUUGUUCUUGAAAGGCAGUUCUUUGUUGCCAUGGUGAUGUUAGAUACUUGGCAAUAUUUUAUGCAUCGGUACAUGCACCAAAACAAGUUCUUGUACAAGCAUAUCCAUGCUCAACAUCACCGGCUUAUUGUUCCGUAUGUAUUUGGAGCUUUGUACAACCACCCUUUAGAGGGCCUGAUUCUCGACACAGUCAGUGGGGCUUUAGCUUUCCUUGUAUCGGGCAUGUCACCACGUACCUCCAUCUUCUUUUUCUCAUUUGCUACAAUCAAGGCGGUUGAUGAUCAUUGCGGACUAUGGUUGCCCGGAAACCUCUUCCAUAUCUUCUUUAAAAACAACUCGGCUUACCAUGAUAUUCAUCACCAGCUUUACGGGACCAAGUUUAACUAUUCACAGCCCUUCUUUGUGACAUGGGAUAGGAUAUUUGGAACGUACAUGCCAUAUGAACUUGAGAAGAGACAAGAAGGAGGUUUUGAAGCUAAGCCUGUUAAAGAUUGCAAGGAGCAUUGACAAUACUGUUAGUACAUGUUUGUCAUAGAGUAUGUACCACUGCAAUUUUUGCCUUCUUCAAAUGCUUAGUUACUUAUUUAUUUUGUAUAUAGUUAAAGGUUUCUGCAUAUAUUGUUGUAUAACUGGUGUUGAUUUCGAGGUUGGAAAAGGAAUAUGAGUAAUAGUUUCCUUUUUAAACAUUGUCUCAGAUCUGAUUUCUGGUAUAUCAAACUGCAGGCAGAGAUAAAAUUUCCUAAAAUAUGUUGUGUGCCUUCACUUCUUUAGUUCAAAGACACCUGGACAUGUGUGGUGACUUUCUC
Messenger RNA from Lycium barbarum (goji berry), 1183 nucleotides. Its product is annotated as sphinganine C4-monooxygenase 1-like. The record is from RefSeq and is a predicted model, not a curated record. The transcript is spliced from 2 exons. Gene Ontology annotation, molecular function: oxidoreductase activity; iron ion binding. Gene Ontology annotation, biological process: lipid biosynthetic process. NCBI's taxonomy places the organism in Eukaryota, Viridiplantae, Streptophyta, Magnoliopsida, Solanales, Solanaceae. Bases 96 to 884 code for a protein of 262 amino acids.